Molecule: messenger RNA, 5119 nt
Organism: Diceros bicornis minor
Lineage: Eukaryota; Metazoa; Chordata; Mammalia; Perissodactyla; Rhinocerotidae
Gene: SNRK
Product: SNF related kinase
Exons: 9
Coding region: 14-2521 (835 amino acids)
Biological process (GO): intracellular signal transduction; microtubule cytoskeleton organization; protein phosphorylation
Cellular component (GO): cytoplasm
Molecular function (GO): ATP binding; tau-protein kinase activity; protein serine/threonine kinase activity
Source: RefSeq, a predicted model, not a curated record
ACCGCUCGGUAUUAUGAUUAGCGCUGGGUGCGGGGAUUCGGCGGCCAGGAGGGAGUCGUCGGCGCCGCGGCGGUUGCGGACGGACGCCCGCCUGCCGGCUGAGAGUCUCCUGAGGUUCUGCUUUGGCACCUCCAGCAUUUGGCCUCUACUCAGGAGAACGAAGCAACCAAGAAAACACAGUAAUAAGGAUUAUUCAGUAUGCAGUUUGCAGGAUGUCCAUGGUGACAUUGAAAAUGAAUUCCUUAUUUUCACCAGAUAUUCUUAUAUGAGAAGAUCCGUUUCAAACAGUCUAAAUAUUUUUUCUUCUGUUGGACCAGCAUGGCAGGAUUCAAGCGAGGGUGAAAAAGUGGCAGUAAAAGUUAUUGACAAGACAAAAUUGGACACUCUAGCCACUGGUCAUCUUUUCCAAGAAGUGAGAUGCAUGAAACUAGUGCAGCAUCCCAACAUCGUACGCCUUUAUGAAGUUAUUGACACCCAGACCAAACUAUAUCUUAUUCUAGAACUUGGGGAUGGAGGAGAUAUGUUCGAUUACAUAAUGAAACAUGAGGAAGGACUUAAUGAAGACUUGGCCAAGAAGUACUUUGCUCAGAUAGUUCAUGCUAUAUCUUAUUGCCAUAAACUCCAUGUGGUUCACAGAGACUUAAAACCAGAGAAUGUGGUCUUCUUUGAAAAACAAGGUCUUGUAAAGUUGACAGACUUUGGUUUCAGCAACAAAUUUCAACCAGGGAAGAAGCUCACUACAAGCUGUGGAUCUCUUGCAUAUUCUGCUCCAGAAAUUCUGCUUGGUGAUGAGUAUGAUGCGCCCGCAGUAGAUAUAUGGAGUCUGGGAGUGAUCCUUUUCAUGUUGGUGUGUGGGCAGCCACCCUUUCAAGAGGCCAACGACAGUGAAACAUUGACAAUGAUCAUGGAUUGCAAAUAUACAGUACCAUCCCAUGUGUCUAAAGAGUGUAAAGACCUGAUUACACGGAUGCUACAGAGAGAUCCCAAGAGAAGGGCCUCUUUAGAAGAGAUUGAAAACCAUCCUUGGCUUCAGGGAGUGGACCCUUCACCAGCCACAAAGUAUAACAUCCCCCUUGUGUCAUAUAAAAACCUCUCGGAAGAGGAGCACAACAGCAUCAUUCAGCGCAUGGUGCUCGGGGACAUAGCGGAUCGAGACGCCAUUGUAGAAGCCCUGGAAACCAACAGGUAUAACCACAUCACAGCCACUUACUUCUUGCUUGCUGAAAGGAUCCUGAGGGAAAAGCAAGAGAAGGAAAUACAGACCAGAUCUGCAAGCCCUAGCAAUAUCAAGGCCCAGUUUAGGCAGUCAUGGCCAACCAAAAUUGAUGUACCCCAGGACCUUGAGGAUGACCUCACGGCCACUCCUUUGUCCCAUGCAACUGUCCCUCAGUCUCCAGCUCGGGCUGCCGACAGUGUCCUCAAUGGCCACAGGAGCAAAGGCCUGUGUGACUCGGCUAAGAAAGACGACCUCCCUGAGUUGGCUGGACCAGCACUCUCCACGAUGCCCCCCGCAAGCUUGAAACCCACAGCCAGUGGGCGGAAGUGUCUGUUCCGGGUGGAAGAAGAUGAAGAGGAAGAUGAGGAGGACAAGAAACCCAUGUCCCUGUCAACACAAGUGGUUUUGCGCCGGAAGCCGUCUGUGACCAACCGCCUGACAUCGAGAAAGAGUGCUCCUGUCCUCAACCAGAUCUUUGAGGAAGGGGAAUCUGAUGACGAGUUUGACAUGGAUGAGAACCUGCCUCCCAAACUGAGCAGGUUAAAGAUGAACAUUGCUUCCCCGGGCACAGUUCACAAACGCUACCACCGGAGGAAAAGUCAGGGCCGGGGCUCCAGCUGCAGUAGCUCGGAGACCAGUGAUGACGACUCUGAAAGCCGACGGCGGCUUGAUAAAGAUAGCGGGUUCACCUACUCCUGGCAUCGCCGGGAUAGCAGCGAGGGGCCCCCUGGCAGUGAGGGGGAUGGUGGGGGCCAGAGCAAGCCGAGCAAUGGCAGCGGAGGGGUGGACAAGGCCAGCCCCAGUGAGAACAAUGCCGGCGGGGGCAGCCCUGCCAGCGGCUCUGGCGGCAACCCCACCAACACGUCGGGCACCACACGCCGCUGCGCCGGCCCCGGCAACUCCAUGCAGCUGGCCUCGCGCAGUGCCGGGGAGCUCGUGGAGAGCCUCAAACUCAUGAGCCUCUGUCUUGGCUCCCAGCUGCAUGGGAGCACCAGGUACAUUAUUGAUCCACAGAAUGGCUUGUCGUUUUCCAGUGUGAAAGUCCAGGAGAAAUCCACGUGGAAAAUGUGCAUCACCUCCAUGGGGAAUGCGGGGCAGGCCCCUGCAGUGGGCAGCAUAAAGUUUUUCUCUGACCACGUGGCAGACACCACCACUGAAUUAGAACGGAUAAAGAGCAAGAACCUGAAAAAUAAUGUGCUACAGCUACCUCUGUGUGAAAAGACCAUCUCUGUGAACAUCCAGCGGAACCCUAAGGAGGGUCUGCUGUGCGCCUCCAGCCAGGCCAGCUGCUGCCACGUCAUUUGACUGUGGGCCCAGCCUGGCCGCUGGCAGCUUCCUGCUCAGAGCAGUGAAGACCGGCUCACUUCACUGUUCCCUUUUCGGUUUUACUAUUUUAAAGCGGGCAAUUAUUUAUUACUUUUUCAUUUGUUCGCCUGACGAUGUGACAAUGCAUGGUCUUUGUGCAUGCUGCUAGACACUUCUUUUCCAGCCGAAAAGUCUAUUGUGUAAUUUUUACAUUUAUAAUUUUAAUGUGGAUGAUCAGGAUUAAAUUAAAGUGUAUAUUUGGAACCUGAUAUAAAUGGAGCACUUAGAAAUUUGAUGUUCUGCACUUAAACUAGAGAGAGAGAAAAAAAUGUUUUUGUUUCCUUGUAAGAACCUAAAUUCCUGUCCUGACCUUCUGUGAAACGGAAACUCCGUGCUCUGAGGCACACUCUGGUGUCUGAGACGGAACCAAAGCAAUAACGUUGCGAUGUCGACAAGCCUGGAGCCCGCGAGUGUGCGCCCCACCUUCCGAGGCCUGUGCAGAGCCGAUUACAGCGAGCGUCUGCACUGAGAACCUUAAAACCAUGAGCUCAGUGUCCCCACACCUGUGUGUCUUAAGCUAUCGUGUGAAAAAAAGUUUGGCCUCUUAAAAUUGAACUGAAAAAGAUUUUCUUAUUUUGUAAUAGGUGAGAUAAAGUACUUAGAUGUAUAAGGCAGCUUCCCCUGUAGUGGUCAGUUACAAGCAGACAAUCUUAACUGUGUAAUGUGAUGAAGUGAACUGAUGAUGUCUUAGCUCUACUUAGGGAGUGUGUGUCUGUCUAACAGACACAGAGAUGCUUGGUGUAAACUCCUUCCUGUAGGGCACACCCCAGGUUUCCUUUAAAACCAUGUAGACAGAAGAAACUACAGGGCCUAAUAUGGAAGCACAGGUGCAGAGAGGUUGGCAAAGUCAAAGUCGCAUGAAUUUAAAAAAAAGAAAAAUGGGACUUGAUUUUUAGGAGUUUGGUAAUUAGGUUGUCUUUUUUGUUAUUUCCAUUCUUUUACAUUCUUUAAGUCAGUUGUGAAAAUUGGCUGAUGAAAAAUUACACCUAAAAGGGUAAAAUUUACACAUACAGCAAACAAAAAUGCACAAAGCCUGCUUUGUUUUUGUUUUGUUUUUGCUGGAAGUGGUUUUCCCUUUGCCUUCCUGCCAAAACAAUAAUCAAAGAACUCUUGCUUUAAACUGUUCCUGUACAAAGACUACUUUUGACCAGAUAAUCAUCUUUUGUGGCUUUUUAUCUUAUAGGAGAUAGUAUAUUGCAGAUUGCUAAUUUUGGAAGGGGCUGGAUGCUACUUUUUCAUGCUGUGUCCUAGGGGUCUUAAAAGCAGUGCUUAGCAACAUUGGUGAUAGGAUGUGGCUCCGCCCCAGGGCCUUCCCACGCUCAGCAGUCUCCCGUCAUCUGACGGUCACCUAGUCUGUAGAGUGGGCAGAGCACCAAAGGAUGGCAUUCCAUUGGUCACAGUUUCUCCAAGUACACACUGGCUCUGCUACGCUAGGAUUCAUAUAUUUUACUCAGAACUCUGAAUUUCACAGUAUACUUACUAAACUAAGUAAAGAUGAAACUUAAAAUACUUAUUUUACUUUCUAGAUCUAGGCUAGAUAUGUUUUAUGCUACAGCUCUAGUUCAUUGUGAUAUUUAUAAUUGAAAGCUACAAGAAUAGAUGUGUGGGUGAAGCCAUAGAACAUAUUUGCUUGAAAUUCUUGAGCAGGGAUCUUAUAAAGGGCCAGAAAUAAGAUGUGUGGUUCACAUAGAGAGUGAGCAGAACAUCUGUAUUAAACGUAGGAGAGAAGUUGAUGAAGGGCAUUGGCAAUAAACUCUUUGUUGCAGCUGUUUUCCAAGUAAUGUAAAUACUUUUUCUUGUGAUUAUGUAUAGCCUUGGAAUGGCACCUUUUAACUAACCCAUAUGUGUUUGGUUUCCAAUGGUUUUUUAUAUUCAGAUGUAUAUAUGGUGCUCACUUUAGGAUCAGCAGUGUUGACCAUUUAUGCUGCAUAGCUGUAUUAUAGCCUUAUUAGUUGUGUGUGGUUGGUUGACCCUCUGGGUCUACAAAUGUUAGUCUGAGUGGCGUCUUACGUAUUUGUUCAUAAGUGAAUGAUUGUGCAUGUGUUGUAUGUCAUAGUAUGUCGUCACAUAAAAGGGAGGGAGCGAAUAACCAUUACAUUAAUAUUGGACCAAACUACUUACUUGUUCUAAAUGGUUUCUUGUACCCCUUAACCUGUCUUCAGAAGUUGCUUAGAGUUAUAGUGUGUAAAUUAAAUAUUGUGGAAAAACAAUUAGUCUUGUAUUUGUGUGUGUGUGUAUCUAUAUGUCUGUAUAUAUAUAUAUAAAAAUAUAAAGUUAUGUACUUCUGGCAGUUCUAUCUGUAUUUAAAGAUGUGACAAUCUUAACACUGAUUUUAGGAAUAGCUGUGAGACUAAAUCAAAGAUAUCCCUACCAAGUAAGAAUUAAUAUGUUUUAAGAGGGUACAGAAUUAUCAGCUGAUUUGGUCAGUUGCUUCCAUUGCUGGUUGAUUUUCCUCAUUGUAUAAACAUUGACAGGUAUGUGACAAAUGGGAAAAAAAUGCAAAUAAUAAAGUGGCAUAUUGGUGUUCAGCAAUACAAA